AUGAAGAAGCUGAUCAAGUUGUUCGACGAAUGCGAGGCUCUUACCGAGAAAACCAUGCACAGAACCCUAUACCUCAUCGAGGCAGAAAGAGGUAUCGGAUCCGGAUUUCCGCGAAACAUCUACUUCAUCCAAUCCGAGGCCAUGAAAUAUACCUCUGACGUCGCCCAGUUCAUAAGAGCACAGGAGAACCUGCAAUCAUUUCAGUGCAUUUACCUUUCUCCGACGCCCGAUGUUAUUGAUUCUUUGGGAUUACGAGCAAAUUCGCUACGAUACUUGGACUUCAUUUGCUCAAAUUUUCUCGAGUGCGGCCCCUUGAUUGGCGAGCCCUUGUUCACCACAACAUUCCCCAGGAUCAAGGACGUGACGGUGAUCGGAACGGACUGUCCUGAGUUAAGAUCGUGGGCACUGAAUUUGAUGACAAAAUUAUAUCCGGAUCAUGCAACCCAUGAUAAAUGCAAAGGGAAUGCGUUAGACGUCGACAUGUUCGACGUGAUCAACAAUGACUUUAAGGACAGCAUUCAAUUCGACCUCAACCAUGUUAGAGAGAUGAUGUUGCACGGACUGGAGUGUCAGGUGUGUCUCAAACUGUGCAUCUAUCCGGUGACCACGCCCUGCGGUCAUACUUUUUGCGACGAGUGCAUCACAAAUUUCAUGAAACACAACGACGUCUGUCCACUGAUCACCUGCAGAAACAACCUUCAAGGAAGCGAUAAAAAUUACUUCUACAGUCACCCCGUCGAUUCUCAAGACUACAUUAAAUAUGAGAAACGAAGAAAGUUUGCCGAAAUUAUGCUCUAUGAGGAAAUGUCAAUACUUGUUGUCCAAUCAGAGGUCUCCUACGAACUCGGUGAAAGUUACGUCAUCCCGGUCAAGUACAACAAGAUGAUUAAGAAAUGUCUCGAAUCUUAUCAUAGAAAGUUUGGGGUCGCUCUCAAGUGUCCGGAAAAAAUUUACCACGACGGUGGAACAAUCAUGGAAGUCGUGAAUGCGAUCCCCGGGAUCGAUAGAUCACUGGAGUUAACCGUCAUCGCCAAGGAUCGUUUCAGGGUUCUCGAGCGCAAAAGAAAGGAUGACUACGAUGUCGCCAAGGUUGAACUUGUGACAGAAAGCCCCGGAGAAGUCGACGUUGUGAGAAACAAUACCUCGAAUUUUGAAACUAACGAAUGA
Messenger RNA from Acaulospora colombiana, 1167 nucleotides. The record is from the annotation of a GenBank genome assembly. Lineage: Eukaryota; Fungi; Glomeromycota; Glomeromycetes; Diversisporales; Acaulosporaceae.